AAUGAGUUGGGCCUUAGGGCGAUCCUACAUAUCUGGAGAGUGUGUGAUGGCCUCACUAGUCCUAAUGAGAUCCGACAUUGCACAGUGCAACAAUAUUUUCCAUGUGUAAAAAGGUGCUACAUGUGGUGGAAUCUUGUUUUCUUUUCUUGAAAUAAUUUAUUUCCGUGUAGACAUGGUUGCAACAACUUGUUGACCGCAUUUGAAUUGAGAAGGUAAUGAGUGGGCCGCUUGAAUGGGCCUUGUUCAUGGUUGUAUACAAGUAGAGUACACAAGUUUGGUUCCGGAUAUCUUUUCACUUGGAAAAAGAAAAAGAAAAAAAGGUAAUGUUGAUUAUUAUUUUAAAAAAAUGAUCCUUAACCGUGGGCUUACAAGUAAAGAAAAAAGAAAGAGGCAGGGGAAAAACAGGGGGCUAGGGUGGCGAGCGGUAAAUGAGAAAGAGAGAAUAUGGGAUACGGUACGCACGUUGAUGACGGCUAAUGCUUACUCACACUCUAUCUGUCUGCCUAUCUGUCCCCUUUCCUUUCUUUUCUAAUAUAAUUAUUAACACUUAAGUUACCCUUUUCACCCCUCAUUUUGCCUGCUUUAAAAAUACAAACCAUCUUAGUACUUAGUCUUUGAAAUGAAAAAGUGAGUAUAGAAGAAUAGAAUUGAGAAUUGAGAAUUGAGUAAGAUUAAGAUCCAUCGAUCAUGACGAUUAUGGGCGGCAGCAACAAGGUUGGAGAGUUUGGGGACACAACGCUGACCAAAGUGUUCGUGGGAGGUUUGGCCUGGGAGACUCCCAAAGACACACUUAGAGAACACUUCCAGAAGUACGGCCACAUACUUGAAGCUGUCAUCAUCUCCGAUAAGCUUACGGGGAGAUCCAAAGGCUACGGCUUUGUAACAUUCAAGGAAGCAGAGGCGGCUAAGAAGGCUUGCGAAGAACCAACGGUGAUGAUCAAUGGUCGACGAGCAAACUGCAAUCUGGCAUCACUCGGUGCUCGCCGACCAAUUAUUAGGACGUCUUCUCCUCAAGAAUAUUCAGUAACAAAGAACCGCAGCAACAGCAGCAGCAACCACCAGCAGCAGCCUCAGUGGUAUUAUCCCACACCCACACCUCCUUCCACAUUCCAUCAUCACUUUCCUUUCUACGGGUACACGCCCCCCACAUACAUUGCAACAGAUAUGAAUUACAAUUACAAUUACAAUUACAAUCAGGUGAGGUAUGUGUAUCCAAGGCAGAUGCCGGUGAUAUACCACCACCACCAGUACCCUAUCUACCACACAACCACGGAGGCUAUGGGUGUCCCUGCACCUCAAUUCUUCCCCGCUCCAUCCAUCAUUCCUACUACAGGUCCAGUUGGCACAGGUGAAUGCUUCAAAAGGGUGGUGUGAUUAGUUGGCAUGGCACAACGAGUAAAUAACAGAAGGGAAGUCGAAGAUGGUGAAUAUAUUAUUAUGCAAGCACCAACAUUAUUAUUAUCAUCGAUCUGUUGUGCCUCUACUUUCCUAUUCUUUAUUUUUUUACAUGUAUUUUCUUUCAUUUUUAAUUUUAAUUCAUGACAUUCUUUCAUUUUCUUUCUCUCUCCAACAUCUCAGCAUCAUCUAUGUGAUUAAUUGAACGUUGCGAUGUUUAAUUCAUUAAGAAUUCAGACAAAAUUAAAUGACACUUGUUUAUUUA
Cicer arietinum (chickpea) is the source of this 1660-nucleotide messenger RNA. RefSeq names its product probable RNA-binding protein ARP1. Gene Ontology annotation, molecular function: RNA binding. The record is from RefSeq and is a predicted model, not a curated record. NCBI's taxonomy places the organism in Eukaryota, Viridiplantae, Streptophyta, Magnoliopsida, Fabales, Fabaceae.